GGUCAGGACAACAUCUACGAUGACCCCUACCAACCAGAGAUGGAGCCUCAGCUUCCUUCAGCUGGACGCCGCAGAGCCUUCUACCGCAACCGAGACCACUUUGCCACCAUCCGCACCGCCUCUCUGGUAACCCGACAGAUCCAGGAACACGAGCAGGGCUCGGCUCUGAGGGAGCAGAUGUCCGGUUACAAACGGAUGAGGCGGCAGCACCAGAAGCAGCUGAUGGGUCUGGAGAACAAGCUGAAGGCUGAGAUGGACGAACAUCAGCUGAAACUGGACAAAGAGCUGGAGAAUCAGAGGAACAACUUCUCCAUCGAGGCUGAUAAGUUGUCCAAGAAGCACCAGGCCAUCAUGGAGAAGGAG
This is a messenger RNA of Austrofundulus limnaeus, 363 nucleotides long. Its product is annotated as serine/threonine-protein kinase TAO2. Gene Ontology annotation, biological process: protein phosphorylation. Gene Ontology annotation, cellular component: cytoplasm. The record is from RefSeq and is a predicted model, not a curated record. Gene Ontology annotation, molecular function: protein serine/threonine kinase activity. Lineage: Eukaryota; Metazoa; Chordata; Actinopteri; Cyprinodontiformes; Rivulidae.